This is a messenger RNA of Argentina anserina (silverweed cinquefoil), 668 nucleotides long. RefSeq lists its product as uncharacterized. The transcript has 2 exons. Lineage: Eukaryota; Viridiplantae; Streptophyta; Magnoliopsida; Rosales; Rosaceae. Bases 19 to 435 code for a protein of 138 amino acids. The record is from RefSeq and is a predicted model, not a curated record.
GCUGAGAGAACGGAGAAAAUGAAGGAGCAGAAACCCAACUCCGACCGCCGAGAAAACACUGGCGGACUUCUGACCCACAUAGCCAAAUUCGCUAUUGACUCCACCAUCAACAACUCUCUCAAAUUCAAAGCUCUCGCUGGAAGGAGGCAAGUGUAUGAUAUUGUGCAGGAACAUUUAAAGAAUCAAACCCGUUCAACUUGUCUGGAUGACACGAAGAAACCACAAGAUGUUAAGAUAGGUAUGGAGGAGGUGCAAGAAAAAGUGGAAAAGAUGCAGGAAGACAAGAAUAUUGUGAAGCAAGUCAAGCAACAUCAUCUAUCGGCCAAACAUGUAGACAGAUCAGAUCAACCAAAAAAGAUGCCGGACCAAAGCAUUCAUGGAUCAGAUCUUUCUGGGAACAAUAGGAAAAAGAUCUUCAUCCGUUCUCGUCUUUAAACAAGGUUUGUUUGAGUGACCGUAUAUUUCUCUUAUAGAAUUUGUUGGGGAAAAAAAAUUUCGGAGCCAACAAAAGAAAUUCUUUGUAGAAAAAAAAAAUGUAAUGCAAAAUUGUAUUGGUCAGAAAUCGUAGUUUCUCAGUAUCAGAUUACAUCUGUAUUGUGUGAUGACUGUGAUCAAGUACAUUUUUCCUGGAAAGCUGGAACUGAAUAUAUAAGUAAUCAUGAACUUGA